CGAUUGUAAAAUCUCCUUUUUGCUCUAUUUGCAACACUCCCUUUGGUACUCCAUGCUUUCUUUAGUAUUCCAUAUUCUCACCUUGCCUCCCUUCUCUGCAACCCCCCUCUAUGUUUCUUUAUGCUGUAAAAUCCACCAUCUUCGUGCCAUCCAUGUUUAACCCCAUCAUCACCAAUUCAGAUAAACUCUCUUUUCAAAAUUCAAUCUGUUUGAGCAUUUUGUUAUUUAACUAAUGCAUCUAUUAUAUGAAUGAGGCUCAUUGGGGACCUGCAGGUAGCUGUAGUUAAGUUGUGAUGGAGGAGACACGAAGCGUAGAGGGUUACAAUGAGAGAAUCAGCAAAGAAGCCCCUCAGUUGGCUGCAUUGUUGGAAGACAUGAAGGGCGGGCUGGAUACAUUGAGGAGUAAAGUGCACGCAUUGACCGCAAAGGUGAAGGCAAUUCAUUUUCCAACUGCAGAUGGAAUAAGUUAUCUUGAGGCUAAGCAUUUACUGCUGCUUAACUAUUGCCAGUUUCUUGUAUAUUAUUUGCUUCGCAAGGCAAAAGGUUUGUCAGUUGAGGGACAUAGUGUUGUUCGGAGCCUUGUGGAGAUAAGAUUAUUUUUGGAGAAGGUUCGUCCAAGUGACAAAAAGAUGCAAUAUCAAAUUCAGAAGCUUACAAAGCAAAAAAUUCAAGUUUCUGAUCCUUCAAUGCUUCCUCUGCAAAAGAGUAAAUGGUUCAAAAAUGUUAUGUUAGCAUAA
Messenger RNA from Diospyros lotus (date-plum), 737 nucleotides. RefSeq lists its product as uncharacterized. The record is from RefSeq and is a predicted model, not a curated record. NCBI's taxonomy places the organism in Eukaryota, Viridiplantae, Streptophyta, Magnoliopsida, Ericales, Ebenaceae. Gene Ontology annotation, cellular component: nucleolus; small-subunit processome. Bases 294 to 737 code for a protein of 147 amino acids. Gene Ontology annotation, biological process: maturation of SSU-rRNA from tricistronic rRNA transcript (SSU-rRNA, 5.8S rRNA, LSU-rRNA). The transcript has 5 exons.